AUGAGUUCUAUUUUGGGAUGCUGUAUCAAUGAAGGCCAAGGGGCUUUUAUCCCAAGAAGACUUAUAUCGGAUAAUGUGAUAAUCACUUAUGAGGACCUCCAUUCUUUGCAGAUGAAGAAGAAAGGAAAGAAGGGGAAUUUUGCACUUAAACUUCAUAUGAGUAAAGCAUAUGAUCGGAUUGAAUGGGAUUUUUUGGCCGAAGGUUUCUCUACUCUUAUUAAUGAAGCUAAGCAAAAUGGUCUAAUGAAGGGAGCUACUAUUCGACGGGAAAGAUUUGCUAUCAAUCACUUAUUCUUUGCGGAUGAUUGUAUCUUGUUCGGUGAUGCUUCUAUAGAGGGAGAAAAUGUGGUUCGAGAGAUUAUCAAGGAGUAUGAGGAGAUAUCGGGUCAGAGAGUGAAUUUUGAAAAGUCUUUGAUCUAUUUUCGGGCUAAUGUUGUUGCAAAUGUUAAGGAUACCAUAACCAAUAUUUUAGGCGUAAGGUUAACUUCGAACCCUGAGAAGUAUUUGGGGUUACCUAUGAUGGUUGGUCGAAGGAAGAAUUGGGCUUUUGCAAACUUUCUAGAUUGGUUUAGGAGACGUAUCGCAGGGUGGAGUUUACGCUACUUAUCUAUGGGGGGAAAGGAAGUUUUUGUUAAAUCAGUUUUACAGUCAACUCCGGUUUAUGUUAUGCAAUGCUUCACUUUACCAAAAAUUUUAUGUCGUAAACUUGAAGGCAUAAUGAACAAGUUCUGGUGGUCUAGUAAUAAGUCGAAUAAGGGCAUCCAUUGGAGCAACUGGGACGCAUUAUGUAAACCAAAAAGUGUUGGUGGUCUAGCUAAAAUAGCCUCUUACCCUUCGUUUACCUGGAGGAGCAUUUGUAGUGCUCGGGAUCUAAUUGCCAAAGAAAUUCUGUGGCGAAUUGGUAAUGUUUAUUGCGUUAAUAUAUGGAACAACCCUUGGCUACCUCGAAUUGAGAAAAAUCUUGUUUCAGUUCGACACAUAUCUUCGAAUUGGACGACUGUUAACCAACUGAUUGAGGAAGAUACUAAUACCUGGAAUAGGGAGCUGAUUCUUAAUAUUGUUGAUGCUGAGCAGGAAAAUCGUAUUCUUUCCAUACCGCUUACUGAUUCUAGGUCGAAGGAUAUGCUGGUUUGGAAAUAUGAGGGUUCUGCGGAAUACUCUGUAAGAAGUGGGUAUUGGGUCCUAGUUAUAGAUUAUCUAAUACUCUGA
Molecule: messenger RNA, 1209 nt
Organism: Gossypium arboreum
Lineage: Eukaryota; Viridiplantae; Streptophyta; Magnoliopsida; Malvales; Malvaceae
Exons: 3
Coding region: 1-1209 (402 amino acids)
Source: RefSeq, a predicted model, not a curated record